AAGUUUGUAUCGCUUUUUUCAAGCCCUCUUUGUCUCGUCACAUCUCUAGCAGGUGUGAGGGUCCAGAUCCGAACCCUAGACCCUUCGUUUCGUUCUUUUCACGUUUUAUCUUAAUCUUCAGAGGCUUCAAAGCGGCAAGUUCCUUGUUUCCGCAACCCUAUUGAAGACAUGUCACUUCCGGGAGAGUUUCGAGCCUCUGUGAUAGCGUCUUGUUCAAAUCCGCAGCCUGAAAAUAUUAUCAGUCAAUACGGAAAUCGCAUUAUCAGGAUCUCCGACCACCAGGUGGUCAAAUGGGGCCCAGAUGUCACGAAAGAAGAGGCUGAAAAUCAAAGAAUAGCGUAUGAACUUGUGGAUAACCGCAUCGUUCAUAUCCCACGCGUGUACGCUUUCUUUUCCGAUGAACGGGGCUGGGGCUAUAUUGUGAUGGAGUAUAUAGAGGGUAAGGUUAUCGAUCCGUUGGAAGACAUCAACGCCAUAGAAAAGGUUGCCGGUGUGGUUGAUUACUUUGCAACAUUUCGACAUGACAUCCCUGGGCCUCUCUUUGGCGGGACCUGUCGCGGGCUUCUCUUCCCCGAGACAGAGGAUCUGGUUUUCGAUAGUCUUGACGAGAUGGAGAAGUGGUUCAAUAGCCGGCUUUUCGCACAUAAUCCGAAACUGAAUCUCCAGGGCUGCGAGCUAGUGCUUUGCCAUUUAGAUAUAGCGCCUCGAAAUAUCCUGUGGCAGGAAGAUGGUUCUCUCUGCCUCAUUGACUGGGCAUCUGCUGGGUAUUAUCCUAGAUUGUUCGAGUUUUGCGCGCAGUGGAUUAUUGAAGGAAAGGACGGCAAUUUUAAUUCCCUUCUCUUGAAAUCGAUGAAUCCUCUGCCAUACCAAGAGAUGGCGCAGAAAGAGUCCGUCCUAUGUGCAUGGAGGAAUAUUCAAAAGUAUCCUUUUCGAACCAAAAAUACAAAUUCUUCCAAAACAUUAUCAAGAGAUUCAAUGGAUCGUAUUCCUGCAUCACCCCAUCCAAUGCCAGACUAUCCGCCAGGCUGGUAUGAACAAGCUCAGCGGGAAGGCGUUACCCCGACAGGACCCACUCUGGUCGCUCCCUCACUCUCCUCUCCAGGAACUGGAGAAAAAAAUCGAGUUUACAAUCGCGUCACUCGUUGUUUGCGCGCAAUUUGGGCUCCGCGCCCUAAACCAUCUGAUGCUGCGUAGAUUCGGCUAGCCGCAGCCGUCUGGGUUGUUCAACUUGCUGUGGCAUCAACCACCAAUCUUGUCCAAAAUUGUAUCUGGGAUGUUUGAAAGCUUUCUAACAUGUAUGGUAGUCGAGCGACCGCUACGUUUAUUUCCCCAAUUGUAUAAUUCUUAGGCAGAAUUACUUAAAUUCCCA
Penicillium brasilianum is the source of this 1369-nucleotide messenger RNA. The record is from the annotation of a GenBank genome assembly. NCBI's taxonomy places the organism in Eukaryota, Fungi, Ascomycota, Eurotiomycetes, Eurotiales, Aspergillaceae.